AGUGUAUGCUAAUAAUGAUCAUUAUGAUGAUUAUGAGUUUUAUUCUCCUAGCAAAAAAUAUCAAUUAAGUAAUGAUGAAGUCAAAAAAUUGAAGGAAUGCUAUAGUGCUAUUUAUGAUAUGAACAUAAAAAAUAUCAAUCAUGGACAUAUAAUCAAAUCUUUAUAUAAUGCAAAAGGCAAAGAAAAUCUAAGAAACAAUAAUUUUGUUGCUAUUAAUAUGUCAAUUGAUUUAAAUUCUUCAAGAAGAAAUGCACCAAAAAAAUCAAAAGAAGUUGUCAAAUUUGCAAAUGUCAAAUAUUUUAUGGUACAUAAUUAUAAAGACAGAGAUCGUAUGCUUGCAUGUGUUCAGUUUACUAGAAAUGUCAUUACAGAUACCUAUGGAUUAAAAUCCUUUGAAGGUUUUGGUCCUUCUGAAAUAAUUGAAAUAAUUGGCAUUGACCACUAUGUAGGUUUUAUUUCCUUUAUACCACCAGGUAGAAAUUGUAAUGUCAGCUAUAUUAUUGAUAAUGAUGACAUGGAUUUUUAG
Entrophospora candida is the source of this 526-nucleotide messenger RNA. The record is from the annotation of a GenBank genome assembly. Lineage: Eukaryota; Fungi; Glomeromycota; Glomeromycetes; Entrophosporales; Entrophosporaceae.